Dermacentor silvarum is the source of this 1716-nucleotide messenger RNA. Its product is annotated as solute carrier family 22 member 7. Lineage: Eukaryota; Metazoa; Arthropoda; Arachnida; Ixodida; Ixodidae. The record is from RefSeq and is a predicted model, not a curated record. Gene Ontology annotation, molecular function: transmembrane transporter activity. The transcript is spliced from 2 exons. The coding region runs from base 1 to 1716 and encodes 571 amino acids. Gene Ontology annotation, cellular component: membrane. Gene Ontology annotation, biological process: transmembrane transport.
AUGGCUGCUCUGCCAGAGGCGCCUUUGCACACCAGUCAGACGUCUUUUUCGGCAGCAUCAAGACGCGAAGCGCAAACCGCAGGUGGCGACAGCGACGUCCGGCUCCCUUACGGCUUCGGCAAGUUCCAGUUGCUGAUAAUGUUGGGCACAAUCGUCGCCGGCGCCACUUUUACGCUUCACGACGAGAGCUUCCGACUGACUGCGGGCGUCAUGGACCACUGGUGCCAACGACCCUUCAAGUUCGCCAACCUCAGCGUCGCCGAAUGGAAGCAGCUCGCCAUCCCGCUAGACGUAGACGGCGAGUACAGCCACUGCACUGUGCGCGAACCGCCGAACGGAGGACGCGCUGCUCGCAUCGUCUCCUGCACGGCUUGGGAGUACGACUUGGGCACGCUCGCCUACUCGGCCAGCUGCAUGGCAUCCCUGUGCUUGUUCGGCGUGGCGGCUGAUCGCGUCGGCCGCAGGGUGGUCGUCUUCGUGGCCGUGCCCGUGGUGCUCGUCGCCGGAGUGGGCGGAGGCCUGCCCAGGGACCUGCACUUCUUCGUGGCGGUGCGCUGCCUCGUCUCUGCGGCUGCGAGUGCCCUGCUGCCACCGUUGCUGGCGCUGACGUACGAGGUGUCGCCGACGAGCAAGAUUCCCGCCUACACCGUCGCGACAUGGGUUGUCACUCUGCUCAUGGUACCUCCGACGCUAGUGGUGACCCAGGCCGUCAAGGGUGGCUGGGCUGUCACCCAGCUCCUGGUCAUGCUGCCGACAUCCCUCUUGGUAACCCUGUACUACACCAUAGACGAGUCGCCUGCCUGGCUUCUGGUCAACGGGAGAGUCGAGGAAGCCGAGCGCGUUGCGGCGCGCGCGGCAAGGCUGAACGGGUUGCCAACGGGAAGCGGCGAUCUUUUCGCCUCGCAGCGGUACUUGCACGCUCGAGAGGCAGCCCCCAAAGACCCGGCCGGGCCUUUUCUCCUGUGCUCGAAACGUCUGUGGCAGCGCACCAUCCUGUUGACAUUCUGCUGGACGGCUCUGACCUACUGCUACGUCAGCUUCAUCUCCAAUGAAGCCAUCUUCGUCAGCCUGGUAGUGAACUUAAUCGACAUGUUUCUGUCCACCUGCGCUGCCAUCUUCGUCGCUCGAUUCAUUCCUCGCUUCGGCUUCAAACUUUCGGUGGUCACCUCGGCCCUCGUCUCCGCGGCGACGUCAGCAGUUCUGGCCGCUAUUUACACCGACGACGAAACCGUUCUGCGCAACUCGCUGCUGCUGGUCAUGCGAAUGGCGGGAAACGUGUCGCUCAUGUUUUUCAUCACUCUGGCCGUGAACUGUUACCCUGUUUCCAUCCAUUGCACCGCACUCGGCGCUGGCCUGGCCUUCAGCCGUCUCGGCGACACACUGGCCCAGAUGGUUCCGAGGCUCCUCCGCGGCAGGCACGCCGAAGUGCAUCUUGCCGUUGCGGCCAUCUUGAUGACGUUGUUCGCAGCCGCCACGGAGUUUUUACCCCCAGAGGCAGACUGGAAACUACCUCGUUCCGUCACGCACGUCAAAAGUACCGUGACCACCGAUCACACUGGCGAGGAGCUGAGGCACGAGCUGCAGCAUACUCUGGUACCGCUGCCUAAGAAACGGCUGCACGGGCGCCGCUCAAGCCGACGCGACAAAAAUCAACUCUCACUGGACGAACAACACUCUACACAUAGUAUAAGCCGGUCAACGCUGCGGGACUUCUAG